UACUUAAAAGACAGGCCACUACCAUUCACCAACACAAGCACGAUUAACACAACAUUCAUGUCAGCGAGGGAAGAGCUCAGCUGAGGGGACUCGGAUCCGUGUGGACGUGGGACCAUGGCGGCUGCCACGAGCAGCAGCACAUCUACAGCCACGCUUCAGAUCAAACACUCCAGUAUCGAGCAGACGCGGAAACGCAUAGACCCGAGGAGGAGGCAAGCGGCGCUGUCCUUUCUCAGCAACAUUUCUUUAGAUGGAAGACCCGUGCAAGACGAAGCGGACAAUCAGGACGACGAGGAUGAAGCUCGGACUAGACAGAGCCUGGUUUCCCCGGAGCGCCCAGCCCCGGCGGCGACCACCAACCCCAGUACCACCAGUACCACCAGUACCAGUGCCGCCGCCACGGCCGCGCAGGCGCUCGCGUUUGCAAACCAGGCUCUUCUCGCCAGUAAUCGGGCCAGUUUUGGGACGGGUCCCGCAGCUGUCCCGACGGGUACAGAAGCGGAGGGAGACGCUUUUAUACCCUCCACUUUCAGCUCGCCCUUCUCCGCGGUUCCCACCUCGGCUCGGGGGAGGCUGCAGACCUACACUCAGGGAAUCCUACCUGCGCCUUACUCCAGGCAGUCCUCCCAGAACUACUGCCUGGAGGGAGGGGGACAGAUAGCCAACUCUGCGAUAGAGCUGCAGAGGUCAAGACGUAGACUCAUCUCUCAGCGCUCAUCACUUGAAACACUAGAGGACAUUGAGGAGAAUGCUCCUUUACGCAGAUGUCGAACCCUAUCGGGUUCACCCCGACCAAAGAGCUUCAAGAAGGUCCACUUCAUAAAGAACAUGAGGCAACAUGAUAUGCGCAAUGGAAGGAUAGUCCUUAUCAGUGGCAGAAGAUCCUUCUAUAGUGUAUUUUCUGUCCUGCCCUAUCGAGAUUGUAGCCAAGCAGGGGACGUGAAACUGGAAGGAGGGCGACAGCGGCACCCAUCAGGAGGCGUCAGCGCCAAGGAGAUGGUGAUUGGGUUGGAGGGAGUGGAAUUAGGAGCAGACGGAAAGACCGUGUCCUAUACCCAGUUCCUGUAUCCCACUAAUGUACUGGGUGGUCGAAGGAACACCAUCGACUCCACCUCGUCCUUCUCUCAGUCCCGGAACGCCAGCCACCGCAGCCUCAGUUUGGGCCGAGCCAACAGCAACCAGAGCAGCCUAGACACCGGGAAUGAUUUGGUGGAUUUUCGUGAAUACGACCCCAAUCUGCUGGAUGACCCCCAAUGGCCUUGUGGAAAACACAAGAGAGUUCUCAUCUUCCCCUCCUACAUGACGACAGUCAUUGAAUACGUCAAACCUUCUGACCUCAAGAAGGACAUGAACGAAACGUUCAAGGAGAAGUUUCCCCACAUACGGCUCACGCUCAGCAAGAUUAGGAGCUUGAAAAGGGAGAUUAAAAAACUGGCCCAGGAUGAAUGCGGUUACGAGGAGCCGACGGUGGCCAUGGCUUUUGUCUAUUUUGAAAAACUCGUUCUUCAAGGCAAACUAAACAAACAGAAUCGGAAACUCUGCGCUGGAGCUUGUGUUCUUCUGGCAGCCAAGAUCGGUGGUGAUCUCAAGAAACAUGAAGUCAAACUCUUAAUAGACAAACUGGAAGAGAGGUUCAGAGUGAACCGCAGGGAACUGAUCGCCUUCGAAUUCCCCGUUCUGGUGGCGCUGGAGUUCAACUUGCACCUCCCGGAGCACGAGAUCAUGCCCCACUACAGACGCCUCCUGCAGACCUCCUAGCAUUAGUGACCCAUCAGGAGGACCAGCUCAGUCUUCUCCUCCUGAUCCCCUGGUUCCCGCCGUGUCCAUCCUCUCCCGCCACACCUCUCUCUCUCCGACAGCCCACAGGUACCGCUGGCGGCUGUCGCGUUCAUCCACCUCCUUCCUCUCAGACGCCAAAGUGACACUCGCCUCUCAACCAACCCUCAUCACUACACGGAGGUCUGAACGAAGGGGUCUGCAAACGAGUUUUGCAUGUUUCACUUCAUCUCCUCAUCUUUAUUUUGUAUAUUUCGAACCUCUCUUGUUGAUUAAGAGAGCUGUCCUAAAGGCUUAUUUUGAUUGAAUCUGAGGGUGAACUAUUUUCCUCAUUCAGAACAAACCAAUGAUUGUAAUGUUUUUAUCAUCUCUUUCCAUUAAUCUCCUCUUUGUAAACUUCGGUUGCCUCCCAACCUGCAUAAAACUUCAAGCCAGUUGAGUGGCCGGACUGUUAUUCCUCAGAGUGACUCAUCGUUUUGCAAGUCAUCGUCUUUAUAAGUGCACUUUUUCAAUAUUACGAGACAUGGAGGCAGGGGAACACUUUUUUUUUUUUUUCUCAGACGUUUAAUGAGCUUUGGAACUAACCGUGAAAAAUAAGCUGUGUUCACUAGGACCACAUUGCAAGUCAUUCAAAUGGGACCUCUGGUUUGUUUUUUUUGUUUUUUUCUUUACUGGUUUUCUAACAGCUAAUCCUGCAUGAAACAACAUGAUUGUACACAGGUACCUGCAGACGAGACGGGACUAUUUUCAUUAUCGCUGAAAGUAUUCCGCUCAUUUUCUACCAGUUGGAUGCUUGCUACGGACUUAGAGACACCAGACCCACUCUUAUCAGUGUCGAAUUUCCUGUGCUCUAUGUUAGAGUGUAUUGCUAGCACAUUUUAUUGUGCUGAAUUUGGGUCAGGAAGGUGAAGAGUUGCUCAUGAGUGCAAAAAUGCCAUUAACCAGUGAUCAGUGAUUAUAUCUAUAUAUAAAUAAAGCAGCGGAAACAGAAAGUAUCCACCCCGCUGAAGUGUCCCUGCUAAACUGCACCUAAUGGUAAUAAUGACCUCUGACCUCUCUAAAGCAGAGAAACAGGGAUCGUUAAUAUUCACAAAUUUAUCUACAUCUCGAAUUAGCAAUUUGUUGAUUGAAAUCUAAACUUCUCAAAGUGACCAAUAAUAAUAAAAAUAAAUAAAUAUAUAUAUCCAAACUUGAUUUUCUUCUUAUAUUACAUUGAAACGUUCUCAAACUGCACUGCAUUAUGAGUAUUUAAGGUCGCCAAAGCAGGAGCUACUUGAAAAAUGGUAUUAAUGCUGCUUCAAGUAUUGAUGGUUUUUCAGUGAAAUGAUCGCUGGAAGUUGCACCAAAUUCUAACGGGGAAAAAAAAAAAAAUCAAGAAUUAUGCUGGGUUUAUUUUUUUUUGUUUGUUUUUUUGAUAAGUGUAAAGAUAAAGAGCUUGUUUCUGUUUGCAAGUCCAAAGAUUUUGCUGUACGAUGCACACUAAAUACUCCGUGUGGGGGAAA
Sphaeramia orbicularis (orbiculate cardinalfish) is the source of this 3278-nucleotide messenger RNA. RefSeq names its product Cdk5 and Abl enzyme substrate 1 (gene cables1). The transcript has 10 exons. Gene Ontology annotation, biological process: nervous system development; regulation of cell cycle. The record is from RefSeq and is a predicted model, not a curated record. Bases 115 to 1758 code for a protein of 547 amino acids. Gene Ontology annotation, cellular component: cytosol. NCBI's taxonomy places the organism in Eukaryota, Metazoa, Chordata, Actinopteri, Kurtiformes, Apogonidae.